Penicillium angulare is the source of this 846-nucleotide messenger RNA. RefSeq names its product DUF4112 domain-containing protein. The transcript is spliced from 3 exons. The coding region runs from base 1 to 846 and encodes 281 amino acids. The record is from RefSeq and is a predicted model, not a curated record. NCBI's taxonomy places the organism in Eukaryota, Fungi, Ascomycota, Eurotiomycetes, Eurotiales, Aspergillaceae.
AUGUCGAACGCCUUAGUUUCGAUGGUGAGCAAGCGCGUGCUUGCAGAGUCAGCGAAAAACCGCUUUGGAACAGAGGAUCCCUACUUUGAAGAGGUGCCUGCUUCUCGACUCGGUCGCGCAUUUGGCAAGAAGAAGCAAAAGCGCCGCAAGGCUAUCCCGCCAGGGUUAUCCGAACAUGAUGCCAAAAUUCUCACACAAGUCAAGCGCCGAGCAUAUCGUCUCGACUACGCCCUGUUCAAUCUAUGCGGUGUUCGCUUUGGCUGGGGCAGUGUGAUUGGGCUCGUGCCAUUUAUCGGUGAUGCUGGAGAUGCUGCGCUCGCUAUGAUGGUGGUGAGAACAUGUGAUAAUGUUGAAGGUGGACUUCCGUCACGAUUGAGAUGGAUGAUGCUGAUGAACGUGGUUAUUGACUUCGUCAUUGGCCUUGUGCCGUUCAUUGGUGAUCUCGCCGAUGCGAUUUACAAGUGCAACACAAGAAAUGCGGUCAUUCUCGAGAAACAUCUGCGUGAGAAGGGCGCCAAGGCUCUUUCCAGACGCAACAGUUCAAGUGGAAGGUCGAGCAGACGAAACAGUUCGAGCAGACGGCAGGAUCGACGAAGCCCGCGACAGAUCGAUCACAGCCUUGCGGAUGAAUUUGACAAGCAGGAGAGCGGAGUGGUGGAAAAUUCCCCGCCAACAUACUAUGAUGACCAUCGGUCUGGUGAGGCUAGAGAUACACAUGACGCACACCCUGCCCGACCUGCCCCCGCUAAACAACCUCGGUCCAAUCGAUCGGUUACCAGGUGGUUUGGUGGAGCAAGACAGCCAGAGGAGGACCUCGAACGUGGAGGACAAAUGCAUGAGGUUUAG